AUGACUGCAUCUGAACUUUCAUCCUUUACUGUAUUAGAUUACAGUAAAUUCGCUUUAGCUGGUGCUAUUGGUUGUGGUGUUACCCAUGGUUCCAUGACUCCAAUCGAUGUUAUCAAAACCAGAAUUCAAUUAGAACCAACCAAAUAUACUGGUAUGUUCCAAUCUGCCAAAAAAAUUGUUGCUGAAGAAGGUGCUGGUGCUUUAUUAACUGGUUUGGGUCCAACCAUCUUGGGUUACUCUUUACAAGGUGCUUUCAAAUUUGGUGGUUACGAAUUAUUCAAAAAAACUUUCAUUGAUUUCUUGGGUAUUGAAACUGCUACCAACUACAAAAACUCAGUUUAUAUUGGUUCUGCUGCCAUUGCCGAAUUCUUUGCUGAUAUCGCUUUAUGUCCUUUGGAAGCCACUCGUAUUAGAUUGGUCUCUCAACCAACUUUUGCUAACGGUUUAUUAGGUGGGUUUUCAAGAAUCUUAAAAGAAGAAGGUGUCGGUUCAUUCUAUAACGGUUUCACUCCAAUUUUGUUCAAACAAAUUCCAUAUAAUAUUGCCAAAUUCUUAACAUAUGAAAGAGCCUCUGAAGCCAUUCAUUCUUUUAUCCCAACUCCAAAGGAAAAGUUAUCUUCAUCUACUGCAACUGCCAUCAAUUUAGCCUCUGGUUUAAUUGCUGGUUUCAUGGCUGCUAUCGUUUCUCAACCUGCUGAUACUUUAUUAUCUAAAGUGAACAAAACUAAAAAAGCUCCAGGACAAUCAACUGUCGGUUUAUUAGCCCAAUUAGCUAAAGAAUUAGGAUUCAGGGGUUCAUUUGCCGGUUUACCAACUCGUUUAGUUAUGGUUGGUACUUUGACCUCUUUACAAUUCACCAUUUACGGUACUCUUAAGCAAAGUCUUAACUGUUCCCCAAGUAUCGAAAUUGGUGGUGGUGGUCACUAA
This is a messenger RNA of Ascoidea rubescens DSM 1968, 927 nucleotides long. RefSeq names its product Mir1p (gene MIR1). Gene Ontology annotation, molecular function: phosphate transmembrane transporter activity. NCBI's taxonomy places the organism in Eukaryota, Fungi, Ascomycota, Saccharomycetes, Ascoideales, Ascoideaceae. Gene Ontology annotation, biological process: mitochondrial phosphate ion transmembrane transport. The record is from RefSeq and is a predicted model, not a curated record. The transcript has a single exon. Gene Ontology annotation, cellular component: mitochondrial inner membrane. Bases 1 to 927 code for a protein of 308 amino acids.